AUGUUGGAAUCAUUGGAUUCUGAAAAUAUUCAAGAGAAAAAGAGAAAAGAAGAAAAAUCUUUAAAAGUGGAGACAUCAAAGCAAGCUACAAAUAAAAAAAUAUUACAAACAAAUGAUGAACAAUCCCAGUUGAAUUUAAAAUGCGUCACGAUUCUACAAGCAAUGAAGAUUCUCCUGACAACAACACUGAACCCCAACCACGCCAGCCACCAAAUGCUCAAAGGAGAGAUAACCUUCAAAAUGCCAAUGUGCACGCACGAGUGCUAUUCUCGCGAGACGGACAUCGUGCGACGCACGUUUGUUUUCUGGGCAAAAUUUUUCCCUACUUAA
Molecule: messenger RNA, 330 nt
Organism: Leptopilina heterotoma
Lineage: Eukaryota; Metazoa; Arthropoda; Insecta; Hymenoptera; Figitidae
Exons: 2
Coding region: 1-330 (109 amino acids)
Source: RefSeq, a predicted model, not a curated record